Messenger RNA from Radiomyces spectabilis, 1005 nucleotides. RefSeq lists its product as uncharacterized. Lineage: Eukaryota; Fungi; Mucoromycota; Mucoromycetes; Mucorales; Radiomycetaceae. The transcript has 6 exons. The coding region runs from base 1 to 1005 and encodes 334 amino acids. Gene Ontology annotation, molecular function: protein binding. The record is from RefSeq and is a predicted model, not a curated record.
AUGAAAACCGAACUAUUUGCGUUGAGAGAUCAUAUCUUUGAGCGCGGUCUCCAAAGUGGUAUUGGCAGCGACAUAAUAGUAACGGUGCCGGCAUGGGACAAAGAGUACAAGCUCCACCGACUGAUCCUGGACCAGAUCCCAUACUUUCAAGUUUUAUUUGAAGGCAGCUUCCAGGAAACAUCUUCUGACAAAAUCACUUUGCAGUUCGACAAUCCUUAUAUUACCGCUGAAGCAUUUCAACUAGUGCUAAAUUGUGUUUAUGGCCGCAAACAGCUCGAUAUCACCGCCGCAAACGUUCUGGAAGUAUUGAGCCUUUGUUCGUAUUUCCAGCUCCAUAAUCCGGGCGACGUGUGCAUCAAGUACAUCACUGAACAUAUAAGGUCUACCAAUGUACUCGAUUAUCUAAAAUAUGCGGAGGACAAUUCACCGUAUGGAGAAGACCGCAUUUACGGAGCUGGUCUAACGUACUUAUGUCGCGAAGCUUUUGACAUGGAAGAUAGCGCACUUACUACGCUCUCGCCGAAGUGGCUGCAAAAGAUAGUUGAAAGUGAUACAUUCUGGGUGCCAAGUGAAUAUGAUCGAUAUCAGUUCGUUCAUCGCAUACUGAAGUUAUGGUUCUCCGAAAAGCAAACUAUGACUGAGGUCGAGAUCGCCCACCAAAGAGGAUUCAAUAUUUCGCAAGGUUCAGUCUACGGCGUUGACGAGUGGAACACUUGCUACAGCUUUCGGAUGGAGUGCACAAGGUCCGUCGGCAGGUCAUGCUCUCUCUAUAUGGAUGCACGUGAAGACAUAAAAGUAUGGAUGAAGCUCGUUGUUUCCCAGUCUGAUACGAACACCUGGUUUGACCUGUUUCAGGGCAAACCGAUCAUAUUAAGGGAAGAUAAGUACACCAAAGGGAUUAGCGAUUUCAAAGUCACCAGUUUUAUUACUCAAAACAAGCCUCCUAAUCGCGAUGACUCGGGCGAAAUAUACUUUCGCGUCUCCAUGUUGCUGGGUUUGAUGUAA